Messenger RNA from Cannabis sativa, 5063 nucleotides. Its product is annotated as protein argonaute 7. Bases 1738 to 4842 code for a protein of 1034 amino acids. Gene Ontology annotation, cellular component: cytoplasm. Gene Ontology annotation, molecular function: protein binding; RNA binding. The transcript is spliced from 4 exons. Gene Ontology annotation, biological process: regulatory ncRNA-mediated post-transcriptional gene silencing. Lineage: Eukaryota; Viridiplantae; Streptophyta; Magnoliopsida; Rosales; Cannabaceae. The record is from RefSeq and is a predicted model, not a curated record.
AAUAAAAAUAUAAGGGAAUUUCCCUUUGUGUUUGACAGAUAGUCAAUGUGUAUUCAUAAAAAGGUCAUUUGAAAUACCCUAAACAAAAUCUUCUAAAAAUUAUACUCUCCCAUAAUCAUAUUUAUUUACACACACACACACAUACACCCAAACCAAACCCAAUAGUUUGCAAAACUCCAAAUAAACUCUUCCUUCACUCUGGUGUGGUGUGGUGUGGCUUUCCCAUUUCUAUUAAGGCAACCCAGACCCUUCACUUUUUCCCCACCUUUGAAAGCUAUAUUUAUUUGGACCUUCCUUAGUAGGGGCUGUACACAAAGAACCUUGGGAACUAAAACCAAGCACCUUCUCUCCCUCUCUCUGAAAAAACUACAGCUUUUUUGCUGAUAUACCUUCAAGCUGCAACAAAAAACAAUAUUCUUCUCUCUGUUUUUUUUUAUUUAUUAAUUUUUAAAAAGAGACCUUUUCUUAUCUUCCUCUUUCAUGGAAGAGACAGAGGACUCUAAUGGUAACAAGAAAUACAAAGACAAAGCGAGAAGCUUAAAGGGUAGAAGAACCAGCCCUCAAAAUAGUCAUCAGUAUCAGUAUCAAUAUCAGUAUCAUCAGUACCAGUACCAGUAUCAACAACAGCUACUUCAGUACUCAAAUCAGUUUGGAAUCUGUAACCAAAACCAAUACAAUACUCAUAGAUACUACCCAGCUCUUCUUCCUCUACCACCUCCAAUACCGAUACCUUUGCAACUGGCUUUAACACCACAAAAUAGCUCAAAUUCAAUUUCAUAUAUCUAACUUUUUUCCCACAUAGUGAUUCGAUUCAAUUUCGUGUUUUGGACGAUUCUAUAGUGCACCCACUAAAAAAAGUGUAUAAAUUUUUUAGUAACUUUUUUUUAUAAUCAUAUAUAAAUAACUUAUUUCACACUUAUAUAAAAUAAGAAAAAUUAUGCGUGUAACGUGUUGUUUGAACUUUAUUUAUUUUUAACAUAUUAAAUUUUUUUAAAUUUGAUGUGAUGUCUUAAAUAACAACAAAAGAAUCAAAUUAAAAAAAUUCACUUAUAUACCCGUACAUAUAGAAGUAUAUCAAAGGGUUGGAUUAUAGAAUUUUCUUAAAUUUUUUUUCUUUAAAAAAUAAAAGUUGUAGAGAAGCCCAUUUAUGAAGGUCUUUACUCUCAUAAGUCAAGUCAACACAUCCAACGGUGCUGAAUGCACCAACUCAUCAACCUUAGAUAAGUAAAUUACGGAUAUACCCUCAACAUCGCUUGCUUGUUCCAAUUUCAUCCCUCUUUUUAUAUUCUUCUCCAGCUGAACAAAAUAUACCUCUCAUAUCCUCGCCUGCAAACGCUUUAUUAUUUCUCUUCUUUAUUUUUUUUCUUCAACAAUUACAAAUUCAUCAAUUAUAUAUAUAUAUACAUAUAUUCUAGCUCACGACCAGUGUCGCUCUCGAAAUCUCUGGUUCCAAAUAGUUUCAGGAUUUCGAGAUGGGAACUGUGAAGAAUAACAGUAUUUAUAACGAGAAUGAGCCUGGGACAAGUACACAAGAUUAUGAUUCUUUGGACCAGAAUGAUUCUUUAACUGAUAUAAACAUUGUCAGUGAAAGGAAGGAUGCAAAAAUAUGAGGACUGAUCUAACUGAUCUAAACAUUGUCAGUGAAAUUUGGAAUCUGCAACCAAAAACAAUAUUCUUCUCUCUGUUUUUUUUAUUUAUUAUUUUUUAAAAAGAGACUUUUUCUUAUCUUCCUCUUUCAUGGAAGAGACAGAGGACUCUAAUGGUAACAAGAAAUACAAAGACAAAGCGAGAAGCUUAAAGGGUAGAAGAACCAGCCCUCAAAAUAGUCAUCAGUAUCAGUAUCAAUAUCAGUAUCAUCAGUACCAGUACCAGUAUCAACAACAGCUACUUCAGUACUCAAAUCAGUUUGGAAUCUGUAACCAAAACCAAUACAAUACUCAUAGAUACUACCCAGCUCUUCUUCCUCUACCACCUCCAAUACCGAUACCUUUGCAACUGGCUUUAACACCACCUCUUCCUUUGAACCAUCAUCAUGGCUUCAGAUCAAAAACCCGCCUCCACAAACCUCCAUGCAAGCAGAAAGACAAUCCUCCUUUUGCUGCUUCUUCGGACACCCAAGUCUCCAAUGUCACAAUUUCACCAGAGGGGCUCCAAAAGCAAAGUAGUUUGCCUCUCAAACAAGAAGAUGUAUGGAAGUUCCAAAAGCAUACGUUCACAAGUGGAAAACCAGGUCAAGCCCUGGUAGCAGCAAGGAGACCAGAUUCUGGUGGUGUAGAAGGGUCAGUUAUAUCCCUUUUGGCAAACCACUUUCUAGUCCAAUUUGAUUCCUGUCAAAGGAUUUUCCACUACAAUGUUGAAAUAUCUCCUUAUCCCUCCAAGGAAAUAGCCAGAAUGAUCAAAAAGAAACUGGUAGAGGACAACUCUGCUGUUCUAUGUGGUGCUAUUCCUGCCUAUGAUGGCCGGAAGAAUCUUUACAGCCCAGUUGAAUUCCAAAAAGAUAAACUUGAACUCUUUAUAAGCCUUCCAAUACCCACAAACAAACCAAGCCUUCCAUAUGGAGAACUCAAUGGAUUUCAAGAGAAUCAUCAACAGCUUAAACUGUUUCGGUUAAACAUCAAACUUGUGUCCAAGCUUGAUGGGAAAGAGCUGAGUAAUUACUUGAACAAGGAAGGAGGUGAUUGGAUUCCACUUCCUCAGGACUAUCUCCAAGCCUUGGAUGUUGUAUUGAGGGAGGGUUCCAUUGAGAAGUGCAUACCUGUGGGGAGAUCACUCUAUUCCAGCUCAAUGGGAGGGAGUCAAGAAAUUGGAGGAGGAGCUGUUGGGUUGAGAGGGUUCUUUCAGAGCCUUAGACCAACUCAACAAGGACUAGCUCUUAAUGUGGAUUUCUCAGUGACUGCUUUCCAUGAAAGCAUUGGAGUAAUCUCGUACUUGCAGAAGCGCCUCGAGUUUCUUCGAGACCUUCCUCAAAGGAAGACAAGGGGUUUGAUUGGUCCGGAAAGGAAGGAAGUGGAGAGAGCAUUGAAGAACAUCAGAAUCUUUGUUUGCCACAGGGAAACUGUUCAGAGGUACCGUGUCUAUGGCUUAACUGAGGAAGCCACUGAGAAUCUGUGGUUUGCAGAUAGGGAUGGGAAUAAUCUAAGGCUGAUCAGUUAUUUCAAGGAUCACUAUAACUAUGACAUACAAUACAGGAAUUUGCCAUGCUUGCAGAUUAGUAGGAGCAAACCAUGUUAUCUUCCAAUGGAGCUAUGCAUGGUAUGUGAAGGCCAGAAAUUUCUUGGAAAGCUCUCAGAUGAUCAGACCGCACGAAUUCUUAAGAUGGGUUGCCAACGGCCUAAAGAGAGAAAAGCUAUUAUUGAUGGUGUCAUGCAAGGGCCUGUUGGGCCAACAAGUGGCGUCCAGGGAAGAGAAUUCAAACUCCACAUCUCCAGAGAAAUGACAAGAUUAAAUGGAAGACUUCUUCAACCUCCAAAGCUAAAAUUUGGUGACGGAGGGCACAUUAGAGACCUAGUUCCCUCUCGCCGUGAUCGACAAUGGAACCUUCUGGACAGCCAUGUAUUUGAAGGGACUCAAAUUGAAAGGUGGGCGUUGAUAAGUUUUGGCGGCAACGCUGAACAGAAAUCAAGCAUUCCAACGUUCAUAAACCAGCUCACUCAGAGGUGUGAACAGUUGGGCAUAUUUCUUAACAAAAACACAAUCAUUAGCCCCCAGUUUGAACCAACACAAGUCCUGAACAAUGUUUCCCUUUUGGAAUCUAAACUCAAAAGAAUUCAAAGAGUUGCAUCAAACAAUCUCCAACUGCUAGUAUGUGUUAUGGAAAGAAAACACAAAGGGUAUGCAGAUUUGAAGCGAAUAGCAGAGACUAGUGUUGGGUUUGUAAGUCAGUGUUGCUUGUACCAGAAUCUCUCUAAGCCGAAUUCACAGUUCUUGGCAAAUUUGGCUCUUAAAAUCAAUGCCAAAAUAGGUGGUUGCACAACUGCUCUAUACAAUUCAUUGUCAUCUCAGAUCCCACGACUGCUUCAAUCCGAUGAGCCUGUGAUCUUCAUGGGUGCAGAUGUUACUCAUCCUCAUCCACUCGAUGAUGUCAGCCCAUCUGUUGCUGCUGUUGUUGGCAGCAUGAAUUGGCCAGCAGCAAACAAGUAUGUUUCAAGAAUGAGGUCCCAAAAGCACAGGCAAGAAAUCAUUGAGGAUCUUGGUGCCAUGGUAGGAGAAUUGCUGGAUGAUUUCCACCAGGCAGUUGGCAAACUCCCCAAGAGAAUCGUUUUCUUCAGAGACGGAGUAAGUGAAACCCAAUUCUACAAAGUUCUUCAAGAGGAACUGCAGGCCAUUAAAGCAGCUUGUUCUUCUAGAUAUCCUGAUUCAAAACCUCCCAUAACUUUUGCAGUAGUCCAGAAAAGGCACCACACUAGAUUGUUUCCUUUCAAACUAGACCCUUCAAUUGUACAGAACCAGUUUUCUGAUGAAAAUAUUGCCCCAGGAACUGUGGUGGACACAGUGAUUACUCAUCCAAGAGAAUUUGAUUUCUAUCUUUGCAGCCAUUGGGGUAUGAAAGGAACAAGCCGACCAACACAUUAUCAUAUUCUGUGGGAUGAAAGCCAAUUCACUUCCGAUGAACUACAGAAACUGGUGUACAAUCUUUGUUAUACAUACGUAAGGUGUACUAAACCAGUUUCUUUGGUUCCCCCAGUUUAUUAUGCUCACUUGGCUGCAUACAGAGGCAGACUUUACCUGGAGCGAUCGGACUCCAAAAGUACUAUUUCCUCACUUUCUCGAGCUGCUUCUCCAAAGACUAUGCCACUACCCAAACUUAGUGAGAAUAUCAAGAAGCUCAUGUUUUAUUGCUGAAGUAAUUAGGUGCUGCUGCUAAUCCCAAUCCCCCUUUGCUUAUCAAAGAACAAAGUUCACUCCAGUAUAACAAAGUUAACCCAACUAUGCCUCCUAAGUUAGAACUCAACUGAUGAUCACUUGUGAGUUGUGAUUGAUUAACUAGCAACCUAAUUAACGAUAUCGUGAAACUGCUGUAAUCUUCUAAUAUUUAUUUAAUAGGAGAACUUAAUUGUUAAACA